GGGGUUUGCCAGACCGCUGUGGGCCCGUUCGGCCACCCCUGUCAUCUCGGGAAGCCUCCGAGGCGCCACCGGAGCCCGUGUCCCCCACCCCGAGCGCCGCGCCUCGGAGCCCGCGAGCCCGGCCGGCCGGGAAGGAUGAACCAGCACCUGACAAAUUUUUGAGACAGCCCACGGCUUAGAGGGAGGCUCAUCUAAAUAAAGGCCGGCUAAGUGACAUUGCAGGGCUGUAAUCCUCCGGCUGCCCGUGUUACCAGAGGAUGGUUUUUAAGUUUCUUUUUUUCUGGGGUCUAGAUUAUUGGGUCUCUGGGGCCCUGAGCAAGAGAGUGCGAGAUGAAGAAGGUCAGAGAUGAGCGCCACCAUCAGGGGCCUGGGGGCCUCAGGGGGGCUUUUACACACCAGAGGAACAGAUUCUCUGGCCAUCAAAGAAAAUAGCCAACUGGAGCCUUUGUCCCGGGACACAGCCACCUACUGCACAGCCAUCCAGAAAGCUCCUGGAGCCUGCCAGAGAAGCAGCUAUGGUAACUGGAAGGGUGCCUGAUUGUACAGUCAGAGCCUGGAGGUUCAACGUGAAAGAAGGUGUGAGAUGUCUCCGGUGAGGCGGGCAGCCUUGGGCCUGGCUGGGUAGACACGGGGCCCCUUUGCCUCUGCCCUCCUCUGACCGCAGCCGCGAAGGACGCUGCUUCCCAAGGAGUCUGGGGCCAGCUCUGCGGGCAGACGGGACUCUGGCGGGACUUACCGCCUACCUCCCACCCUCGGGCCUCCUCCGCGUCUCCCCGCCUGCCCCUGCUCCGUGCCCCUUUGGCUGCGAUGGAGACGUGGGCCUGCCGUGGACGAUGACUGCAGUGUACGUGAAUGGAGGCGGCCUGGUGAACCCCCACUAUACCAGGCGAGAGCGGCGCGAGAGCGUGGGAAGUGGCUGCCAGACAGAGUGCAGCAAGGAGGACGAAGAGGGACAGCGUCGCCAGCUGACACCCUUCGAAAAGCUGACCCAGGACAUGUCCCAAGAUGAGAAGGUGGUGAGAGAGAUCACGCUGGGGAAACGGAUCGGCUUCUACCGAAUCCGAGGGGAAAUUGGAAGUGGAAACUUUUCCCAAGUGAAGCUCGGGAUUCACUCCCUGACCAAAGAAAAGGUGGCCAUUAAGAUCCUGGACAAGACCAAGUUAGACCAGAAAACCCAAAGGCUACUAUCUCGUGAAAUCUCCAGCAUGGAAAAACUGCACCAUCCCAACAUUAUCCGUCUUUACGAAGUCGUGGAGACUCUAUCCAAGCUUCAUUUGGUGAUGGAGUAUGCAGGAGGUGGAGAGCUCUUUGGGAAAAUUAGCACUGAAGGGAAGCUCUCAGAACCAGAAAGCAAGCUCGUCUUCUCCCAGAUCGUGUCCGCUGUGAAGCACAUGCAUGAAAACCAAAUUAUUCAUAGAGAUUUGAAAGCAGAAAAUGUGUUCUAUACCAGUAACACUUGUGUGAAGGUGGGCGAUUUUGGAUUCAGCACAUUAAGUAAAAAAGGUGAAAUGUUGAACACUUUCUGCGGGUCUCCUCCCUACGCUGCACCCGAACUUUUCCGAGACGAGCACUAUGUCGGUGUUUAUGUGGAUAUUUGGGCCUUGGGGGUGCUUCUGUACUUCAUGGUGACCGGCACCAUGCCAUUCCGGGCAGAGACCGUGGCCAAACUGAAGAAGAGCAUCCUGGAGGGCACGUACUGCGCGCCCCCGCACCUGUCGGAGCCCUGCCUCCGCCUCAUCCGGGGAGUCCUUCAGCCCGUACCCGCCGACAGGUACGGGAUCGACUCCAUCAUGAACAAUGAAUGGAUGCAGGGGGUGCCAUACCCCACCCCUUUGGAACCUUUCCAGCUGGAUCCCAAGCAUUUAUCAGAGACCAGCACUCUCAAAGAAGAAGAAAAUGAGGUCAAAAGCACUUUAGAACAUUUGGGCAUCACAGAGGAGCAUAUUCGAAAUAACCAAGGGAGGGAUGCCCGAAGCUCCAUCACGGGGGUCUAUCGGAUCAUUUUACAUAGAGUCCAAAGGAAAAAGGCUUUGGAAAGUGCCCCAGUAAUGAUUCUACCAGACCCUAAAGAAAGGGAUCUAAAGAAAGGGUCCCGUGUCUGCAGAGGCAUAAGACACACAUCCAAAUUUUGUUCAAUUUUAUAAAUUGCAUUAGAUGACUGGUAACCAAUUAACCAAGAGCAUUGUCGCUGCUUUUAAAUUUUUUCAUGGACAACUUGGGUGAAGACAUUUUUGUAAUUUUUAAAUAAAUUUAAGACAAGGGUUUUUCUCCUCAAAAAGUGUAUUAGCUCAGAUUCUGGCUUUCUCUGUGUCUACUUCUCAAACUCUAGCAUUCAUUCAUUUAAUCAAGAAAUACAUAUCCAAUGCCUCCUAUGUGCCAGGCACUGUUCAAGGUGCUGGGGAAAGAGUGAAGAUGUAAUAAGGCAGGUCCUCCCUCUCCUAUGCAAGCUAUUCCAGUGCUGGACAAAGACACUACCAUAAAAUCAUCUCUUAAAGAAAAACGUUAGAUAGUUAUAGCUGCUACACUGAGAAUUCAAAUAGGGAACCUGAUGAUAGAGGCUUGCUGCUUUGCAUUAGGUCAUUAGGGGAGGCCUCUUUGAAUAAAUGACAGUCUGAAAUCUGAAUGAGACUCUUGAAAAGCAGGCCAAGAGCAUUCCAGGCAGCCAGGUGUUUUAGUCUGGGUUCCUCCCAAACAGAGCCUAAGCCAAGGCUCCAUGUAGAGCAGUUUAUUUGGGAAGUGAUCCUAGAGAGCAAGAUUGCCAGACAAGGGAGAGGACCAGGGAAAGCCGAUGAGAGUUGGCCAGUGGUACAGGCACUGGUGUCAGUCUUGCAGUCCAGGGUACAAAAGGAAAAAGGAGGCAUUUAUCCAUUGGCUCCUGUUCACCACUGGGCAAGAGUGGCCCCACAGUUUCACCUGCCUGCACUUUCAGGUGAUGCUGUAAGUACCUCGCUACCCAGUGGUGCGACUGGGAAGAACAUUUAAUGGCAGAUUAUGCUGUUUGAGGAGUGCCAAAUAGGUUCCCUGUGCUUCCCAUGCUUUAGUGUCAGAGAAGCUUUGGAGCAGGAAGUAAGAGGUACACAGCACUGGCCUUAGAUAAGACACAGUCAGGUGUGACCUGGGUGAAGCCAUCCAGACUUGCAUGGAAAUGGUUACUGCAUCGGUGGCUGAAGGAAGAAUUGUGGCAGAGAGGCUGUGAAGUGGUACCCAGGAGCUGCCUGAUGCAGCCCACCCCAGGCUCUGUCAGAUUCCUCCCAUGAAAUCUGUUGCAGAGGCAUCUCCUUCCAGGGGGAUGGGACCUGGAAGGACUUAAUGCGGGGGCUCAGGAGAACAAGCUGCAGCUGUGGUUCUCAGGUUCUGGGGCAUCAGCAUCUCCUGGAGGGCUCGUUAAAGCACACCUGAGGUUUGACUUUGCACACCUGGGGUGGAGCCCAGGCUCUGCCUUUCUGACGAGCC
Messenger RNA from Manis pentadactyla (Chinese pangolin), 3453 nucleotides. It is a transcript of the gene NIM1K, whose product is annotated as NIM1 serine/threonine protein kinase. The record is from RefSeq and is a predicted model, not a curated record. NCBI's taxonomy places the organism in Eukaryota, Metazoa, Chordata, Mammalia, Pholidota, Manidae. The transcript has 4 exons. Bases 834 to 2144 code for a protein of 436 amino acids. Gene Ontology annotation, molecular function: tau-protein kinase activity; protein serine/threonine kinase activity; ATP binding. Gene Ontology annotation, cellular component: cytoplasm. Gene Ontology annotation, biological process: intracellular signal transduction; protein phosphorylation; microtubule cytoskeleton organization.